AUGACAUCAACAAAUUCAAAAGUGGCUAGCUACACCCAGUUCGCUUGCAUCGGUACCGGAUUCUCGGGCAUCGGGCUGGGGGCUUCACUAAGGAGGUGGUAUGGCAUAGACGAUAUUCGCUUUUUCGAGCGAAACAGUAAUCUCGGCGGCACUUGGUUUGUCAAUAGGUACCCGGGCUGUGCUUGCGAUGUUCCGAGCGCAUUAUACAGCUUCUCGUUCGAGCCCAACCCCAACUGGACUCGGGUUUUACCGCCACAUGAUGAGCUAUGGGAAUAUCUCAACGAUGUUGCGAAGAAGUAUGAACUUAUAGACAAGAUGACUUUCAACGUUAAUGUCGAGCGAUGCGAAUGGAUGGAGGAGCGCAAGAGAUGGCAGAUGACGAUACGGCGAAAUGAGGAUGACACCGUCACACUCCACGAAUGUCAAUUCCUCUUUUCUGCAACAGGCCAACUGAUGAAGCCGAGACCUAUUGAUGUCCCAGGGUCAGAAAAAUUCAAGGGCCAAAUCUUCCACUCGUCCCGCUGGGACAAAAAUGUCAAAAUCGACGGUCAAAAGGUCGUUGUCUUCGGCAAUGGCUGUACCGCCUCGCAGAUUAUCCCUGCUAUUGUAAGCAAAACGAAGCAUCUAACGCAAGUCAUCCGUACGAAACACUGGGUCCUACCACCAGUGGACUCGAAAACCACAAAUGUUAUGAAAGCGGUAUUCAGAAACAUCCCGGGCACCAUGAUGAUCCAACGAUUCUUGAUAUUCGUCUGGACAGAGAAUGCCCUCCGCGGAUUUUACAUGACUAGGUCUGGGACCAGCUACCGCCAAAGGGCUCAAGCCCAUGCAGAGACAUAUAUGAAGAAGAUGGCUCCAGAAAGAUAUCAUAAAAAGUUGAUUCCGGAUUUCGAACUCGGCUGCAAACGUCGCAUAUUCGAUAACGGUUACCUCGAGAGUUUGCAUGCAGAGGAUCUGACUCUGCUGGAUGAUCCGGUGCUCGAAAUCAUACCGGAAGGUAUUCGAACCAAAAAUGGCGUUAUAGAAGCUGACAUAAUUGUCAUUGCAAAUGGUUUCGAGACAAAUAAUGCAGUUGGAGGAUUGAACAUCGUGGGGCGUGGUGGUGAGACAAUUGACCAACACUGGGAGUCGUUUGGCGGUUCAGAGGCAUACAACUGCACUCUUGUCAACAACUUUCCCAACUUUUUCAUCCUUUUGGGCCCGAAUUCUUUAACUGGGCACACAUCAACCAUAAUCGCAGCGGAGAAUUCCAUCAACUAUGUCUUGCGUAUUAUAAAGCCUCUUUUAGAUGAUCAAAGUACAACCGUAGAGGUCAAAAAAGAGGCAGAGGAACAUUAUGUGAACCAAUUGCAACGAGACUUGCAGAACACCGUUUGGGCCACAGGGUGCAAUAGCUGGUACCUGAGGGGGUCUGAUGAGAAGAAAAAGUGGAAUGCAUCAACAUAUCCCUACUUCCAGGCAUACUUCUGGUAUCGUUGUCUGUUUCCCGCAUAUGAUGAAUUGAAGAUAACUGGGACAACUAAACCGAGAGGGAAAAAGCGACGAUGGCAAUUAUUGGCGGCUCUAGCUUUGGUGGGAUAUUUAAUAUCGUUCACCUUAGGUAUACUUAAAACAAGGCUAGUAGGUAACUUGUCCUGGCACCAACUUAUGUUAGGUACUCAGCUCCUGCUGUCAGGGUUUGUAAGGAAGUUCUCGGGCAAGGCAGCCUGA
Molecule: messenger RNA, 1710 nt
Organism: Colletotrichum truncatum
Lineage: Eukaryota; Fungi; Ascomycota; Sordariomycetes; Glomerellales; Glomerellaceae
Product: ATP-binding cassette
Molecular function (GO): flavin adenine dinucleotide binding; N,N-dimethylaniline monooxygenase activity; NADP binding
Source: RefSeq, a predicted model, not a curated record